AAACUGAUGCAAUGGGCGUGCAUGUUAUAUACGGUAUAUUUUUAUAAAUAUAGGAUCGACUGUACUGUGCUGAGCUCAUUCCUUUGUAUUAGAACAAAAAAACUCCAAGUCCUUUAUCAAAUUAUUCCAGGUAAAAAAGUAAUUGUCCAAAAUGCGGUACAGUUUCAAUAAUUCGUCCCUUGUUUUACCGGUAUCUUACCAUCCCUCCCUAGGCCCUCCCCGGACCUUGUAAUUCAACAAAGGUUUGUAGCCAUAUCAUUGAUUGCCCCCCCCCCCCCCCCCGUUCUAUAUAACAUGUGAAAUAUUUGAAUGGCCCUCAGGCCCUUGUAUCCAUUACUCAAAUCACCGUCGCUCAAAUAUACGAGCAUUCCAAAUGGGCGUGCGAGCGUCAACGGUAAUAUUUAAAACGCCGUCAUAACCUCAAUUUUAAUAACAAGACUAAAAAUGAGCGUGAAUUCGAAAUUAAACAUCUUAGCGUCGCCUAGGUACACUAGGGCGAUGAAAAAGAAAGUCGGUGAAAUAUUAAAUCCAACGUCCGAACGUUCACCAGACGGUGUAAAAGGAGCAGAAAUGGUAAAAGCCGCGGUAAAAAAGCGGCCUCCGAUUAAGGUCGAAUACGAAAAUUUGCACGGGAAAAAAAUGAAAAUAUCCCCAACAACAGAAAGUAAAAAAACGUCAACCAGCGGCGGAUGGGAACCGAAAGAUUGGCGUGUUAUUUUAGCAAACAUUCAGGAAAUGCGGAAAAAUAUCACUGCUCCUGGUGACGAAAUAGAACGCCACGACGGCCCUCAGCCAAAUGCUACUCUCAGGUUCCAAACUCUGAUUGGUACGAUGCUGAGCAGCCAAACCAAGCAAGAAAUAACUCAUGCAGCGAUGAAUAGACUCAGAGAUCACGGUUGUACACCGGCUAAUAUUAAACGGACACCUGAUGAAAUAUUAGGAAAAUUAAUACGUCCAGUUGGUCUCUGGAAGCGAAAGGUGCUAUAUAUAAAGAAGACAGUAGACAUUUUGCUGGCAGAGUACGCAGGAGAUAUACCAAGGACUAUUGAUGAUUUGUGCAAACUUCCUGGUGUUGGGCCCAAAGUGGGUCAUCUCUGCAUGCAAUUAGCAUGGGGUAAAGUUUGUGGAAUUGUUGUAGACACGCAUGUGCAUCGUUUGUCUAAUCGGCUUGGCUGGGUACAGAAUCCAACAAAAAUACCAGAAGAGACGAGAGCCCAGUUAGAAUCAUGGCUUCCGAAAGAGGAAUGGUUUGACAUAAACCGCACUCUAGUCGUGUUUGGUCAAACGAUCUGUAACCCAUUAAGACCAAAAUGUAUCGAGUGUUUGAACAAAGAUAUUUGUCCUUACAGUAAAAAGAAUGGCAUCAAAUGAUUUUCCUGGAACGGAUAAAGAGAAGGGUCAGACAGGUGAACGUAAUUAAGUUAGUAGGUACAAGAAGUGGUCCAAAGAUUGAAGAUUGCGAUCUUUUAUCAUUUAUUUUAUAUUUAUAUUUGAGCAGUUUAUGCAUUCACUUGCAUGCUACUCAAACAGCAGCUGUUGAAGUACAAUAAGAGUAUAUUCUAGAUAUGACGUUUUGCUGUUUCAAGUUGUUAGGAAUCAGUAUUACGUACUUUAUAAAGUACUGUGACCUAUUCAAGAAGUUUCGUACAUUUCAUUGUUGCUUUAUUAUCCUUGUUAUUAGCAGUCAGAUCACCUACACGAGGAAUUGGUGCCAUCUGUUACUUAUCAAAGUAUUUUUUUAAGUUCUUUAUUUUUUUAGCAGUACUGUAUCGUGAGUUACUGAGAAAAUCCGACGUCAUUCGUUAUUAUAUUUUUCAUAAAUGGAGUUAGAAUUGUACUAUGGUGAAAAAGGUACGACGAUAAUAAAAAUGCAUAUAAUUUAUUAUAAAUACGAAUUCCUUUAUUACAUUUUGCUCAUUCAUUCAGAUUAGAAACAGAACUUACUGGAUAUUUGAAAAGUCUUGUUUUAAUAUUUAAUUAUGAAUAAUCUCCAUUAAUUUUAUGACAACGGUGUGCCAGUGGAAAGUAGGGCGAGAAGCCCACUGGCUGUACCAAUGGAAAUGGUGUAGUUUGCAGCUGGGGAGAAUGUCCUUAAAAUGUAGAAUGAUAAGAGAAUAA
This is a messenger RNA of Neodiprion virginianus, 2118 nucleotides long. RefSeq names its product endonuclease III-like protein 1. The transcript has 2 exons. Bases 445 to 1371 code for a protein of 308 amino acids. Gene Ontology annotation, biological process: nucleotide-excision repair; base-excision repair, AP site formation; base-excision repair. Gene Ontology annotation, cellular component: nucleus. Lineage: Eukaryota; Metazoa; Arthropoda; Insecta; Hymenoptera; Diprionidae. Gene Ontology annotation, molecular function: DNA binding; DNA-(apurinic or apyrimidinic site) endonuclease activity; oxidized pyrimidine nucleobase lesion DNA N-glycosylase activity. The record is from RefSeq and is a predicted model, not a curated record.